This is a messenger RNA of Helianthus annuus (common sunflower), 1657 nucleotides long. RefSeq lists its product as uncharacterized. The record is from RefSeq and is a predicted model, not a curated record. Lineage: Eukaryota; Viridiplantae; Streptophyta; Magnoliopsida; Asterales; Asteraceae. The transcript is spliced from 3 exons. The coding region runs from base 334 to 882 and encodes 182 amino acids.
UUGCGAGAACUGCGAGAACCAGUGUGAACACAUGGCAAAAUUGUAAAUAUAUUGAAUUCUAACAAAAACACACGGUGUCAUAAUUGUAAAUAUAUGGGUCUGUAACAUAAACACGUUUGUCCCCUGUUUUAGGGUUUCUUUAUCACAUUUGUUCCCAAUCCACAAUCUGCAUCAUCAUCAUCUACAUUUUGAUUGAGGUUCACGGCUGUUCACGGCGGCUUACCGGCGGCACAUAUGAGUUUACGGUGGUUCUCGCGACAUUAGACAGCAGUUUAUCCCAUAAAUUUCAUCCCACAAAUUUCAUUGCUGGGGCAUUCAGGAUUAUUGCUACAUAUGGCGUCCUUUGAUUCAUCCCGUGUUGAAAUAUCUCGUGUUAAACCUACCGCAUCCGAUGAUACUAACCCACCAAUAUCUGAAUAUCAUCCUCAUACAUCUGAUAAUACCUAUCUUGGUGGUCCAGCUGCUGCCAAACCCGUAUAUGCUAUCAAUCCAAUUGAAAGUUGCAAAAUUGUGUACACAACAGUUGAUAGUCGACAUUCCCUUCAUGGAUUUGAAAUACCUACUCUUGAUUACCAGCUAAUGUUACGGUUUCAUCUGGGAAUGCAUAUGGGAAUGUCAAUAUAUCUGACCAAUCGUUGUCGAUUGACACUACUUCGACUGGUACAACACCCACAAAUACAGAACAACCUCAAUUGCAGUUCAUUCGGUUUGAGACUUAAGGAACGGUUAUGGCUGCUAUACAUUCUACACCCAAUGGCACCCCAUAUUGGAUACUUGAAGUUGAUGUUGAAUACAGACUUGAAGUUGCAGUCCAUUCGACUUGUGACUAAAGGAUGGCAGCAAACAAAGGGGCUUGGGUGGCGGACAACUACAAAAAAAUAGGGGAGGCAACUGUGUGGGAUUGGCAAUGGAAGAACAAUCUGACAACCGGGGAGGCAUUGGUGGAGUUUAUGUAGCUUUUGGUGUUGCUGAGAGACACCGGAAUGAAGACGGAUCAAUAUGGGUGGGGUUGGCACUCGGAAAAAUAAGUCGACUUUCAAUGUUAAAACCGUUAGAGAGUAUUUGUGUGUCACAAGCGGGACCCGUCGAGUGGCUUUGUAAUGAUCUGGAAUGGCUGGGCUACACCUAAAGCCAAUAUGUUAGCAUGGAAAGGCGUCGAAGGUAGGUUACCGACAAAGACGGAUCUGGAAAAAAGGGGAAUUCAGAUCAGCAACACAUUGUGCCCGAGUUGUGGAUACGAGCAAGAAACUAUUGAACACAUCCUCAUUACGUGUUUGAUGUCAAAAACGCUACGGUGGAUGGUGUGGAUGGUCGGAUCAUGGCUGGGAGUAAAAGAUUUACAUUAUUGCUCAACAGUGGCAUAUAUUCUCUCUUUUUCCUAAGAAGAAGAAAAAGGUAGUCAACUACAUAGUGAUUACUACAUUAUGGAUCAUAUGGUCGAGCAAAAAUGAGAAGGUAUUCAAAGUCGUGCAGUUUUCAAAUGAUAUAAGACUGGAACAAGUCAAUGAGUGUACUCUGUUGUGGAUGAAAGUCAUAGCCAAAAUGGAGAAUUUAGUGACUGAAGAGUGGUACACCAGUGGUGUGAAUGUAAUAGAAAAUUAGGAGUUUAUAUGUUUAUUUUAAGCGUACUUCUCUAGUUCUUGGCUAGAUUUCUGGU